UGCAAUAUGUCCACACCCCAGCAUAAAGCAAUCCACUUCGGGGCCGGAAAUAUUGGUCGCGGCUUCAUCGGACCUCUUCUUGUCGAUUCAGGCUACCAUGUUGUAUUCACCGACGUCAACAAGGAGGUCAUCCAACAGUUGAAUGACCAGGACUCGUACGACGUACUCAUUCUCGACGAGGACGAAGAAUACCAUAACUCUGUGUCCAACGUCUCCGGUGUCGUCUCGACGUCAGACGACGUCAUUCACGAGUUUGCAGACUCAACCGUCGACCUCGUCACCACUGCUGUCGGCCCGACCAUUCUCGAGAAGAUCGCUGCGACGAUCGCGAAGGGCAUCCACGCCCGCCGCGAGGCGAAGGGCGGGCCUUUGAACAUCAUUGCUUGCGAGAACAUGGUCAACCAGACCUCGCUUCUGCGCGACCACGUCUUCUCAAACCUGCCUGAAGAGGACAAGGCUUGGGUCGAAGAGAACGUCGGCUUCGCCAACUGCUCUGUCGACCGCAUCGUCCCACCGUUUGACCCAUCCCAGAGCGGGAGCUCCCUCGAUGUCGGCGUCGAGGGCUUCUACGAGUGGGUGGUGGAUAAGGAUGCCCUGCGUCGUACGCACGCUCCCGUCAACCUGAAGGGCGUGAAGCUCACGACGGAGCUCCAGGCGUACAUCGAGCGCAAGCUCUUUACCCUCAAUUGUGGUCACGCCAUGACGGCCUACCUCGGCUACCUGAAGGGCCUGGACACUAUCGACGUUGCGAUCCGUGACAGCGAGGUUCACGACACCGUCCGCGCCGCGUUCUGUAACGAAGCUGGCGCCGCGCUCGUUCGAAGACACAAGUUCGAUGAGGAGGAGUACCGCCAGUACGUCGAUAAGAUCCUGGAGCGCUUCGCGAACCCGCGCCUCAAGGACGAGGUCGUGCGCGUCGGCCGCGAGCCCCUCCGGAAGCUCUCGAAGGGCGACCGACUGCUGGGUCCAGCAAGUAUGGCGCUCGAGUACGGGCUGCCGACGGACAACCUGUCGAAGGGUAUCGCCGCGGCUUUCUUGUAUGACGCUCUCGACGAUAGGCAGGCCGCGGAGCUUCAGAAGCGUAUCGAGAGCGAGGGCAUCGGGAAGGUCGUCGCGGAUGUUACUGGCUUUGAGGAAGGCGGUGAGGAGCAUAAGAGGAUCUUGGAAGCCUACGAGGAUCUCCGGCGCAAGUACCGGUCGUCGAAGUGAACCGGGACGCUCUCGAGAAAUGUAUCGUUUUGUUCAGACACAGUCUACAAUGAUGGACACUGAUCACCGCGCACUGUACAUAACAUUGGCGUCGCACAGCGGAACUAAUGGUUCUCGCAUUUUACCCUGUAUAUGUAUAGUACCUACGCAUCCCUUACGAGGACUUACCUGGUAGCUAAACCAAACCACCAUGUAAUGGCAUCUACACUUUCA
Dichomitus squalens LYAD-421 SS1 is the source of this 1422-nucleotide messenger RNA. Its product is annotated as mannitol-1-phosphate 5-dehydrogenase. The transcript has a single exon. The coding region runs from base 7 to 1209 and encodes 400 amino acids. The record is from RefSeq and is a predicted model, not a curated record. Gene Ontology annotation, biological process: mannitol catabolic process. NCBI's taxonomy places the organism in Eukaryota, Fungi, Basidiomycota, Agaricomycetes, Polyporales, Polyporaceae. Gene Ontology annotation, cellular component: cytosol. Gene Ontology annotation, molecular function: mannitol-1-phosphate 5-dehydrogenase activity.